CGUCCCACCAAAAUCAGCACAGCCGAGAUUAAAGGACUCUUCAUAGAUAGUAGUAUAUAUAUAUCGCUACAUUUUGUUGAAAAGCUAAUAAAUACCUUAAACCAUGAAAACCUUAUCACAUCCUCUUUGCAUCCUCUUGGCCACCGUUCUCAUCCACCUCCGCCUUGUCCCCACCUCCGCCCUCCUUGACCCUACUACGGUUUCAUCUGUCGCCAUCGUCCUUGAUGAUGUCGCCGAUCCUCCUCUAAAUUCUGGAGGAUUCAAUGACAGUGACUAUAUCCGCUCGAGUUGUAAGACCACCUUGUAUCCUGAUACCUGCUACCAUUCACUUAAUCACUAUGCCACAGCCGUACAACAAGACCCUGGUCGCCUAGCUCGUGUCGCCGUUGGAGUAAGCCUAGCCAAAGCCAAGCGCAUGUCUGUUUUCCUUUCCAACCUAUCCCGCCAAGCUGACUAUGGAGGGCAGCCACGAGCUGUGGCUGCCCUCCACGAUUGCUUCUCCGUUCUCGGAGACGCUGUCGACCAAAUACGUGAUUCGCUGAGUCAGAUGCGUAAGCUCGGGGGCUCGGUUGAGUCGUUGAGGUUUCAGAUGAGUAACGUCCAGACAUGGAUGAGUGCAGCGUUGACCAAUGAGGACACUUGCACUGAUGGAUUUGAGGAUGUAAGUGAUGAUGAGCCUUUGAGAUCGGACGUUUGUGAUCGUGCAGGGAAGGUCAAGGAGGUCACUAGCAACGCGUUGGCUUUGGUAAACAGUUUUGCCAAUAACAUAUGAAUGAGCGCUUCAUUGUUGACAUAAAAGUGGGACUCCGAUCAACCAAGUUUAGACUGAACACAUUAGUUGUUGACAAGUUUAGGCUUAAAAGUGUGACUCCUAUCAAACAAAGUUAAGAUAACUUUGUGGAUUAAAGUUAAAAGUGGUCAAGAAUUUGAGUGAAGUACUUUUCCUCAUAAUUAAGCCCGUUGCUUUUACAGAGGAGAGACGAGUAUUGAUGAUCUUCAGGUAGAAUAUAGGGUGCAAUUUUGGCUAAAGAUUGAACUUAAAACACACAAAAGAAAGAUAGGAGAAGAGAAAAAAUAAUAUUAAUCUGAUUUUCAUAGUCCUUUUUUUGCACAUAUGUCUUCUGUUCAGUGUGGUGAAGAUGUGGGGGUGGGGGGCUGUGGUGUAAUUCAUUAUAUCGGCCACGCAUGAGGAUGAGUUACAAAAUCUUCUUGUUACGUUGUUAGAGUAUGCACACCCUACGAGAAUUAAUUUUAUGUCAACAUCCUCUAACUUCACUA
Messenger RNA from Lycium barbarum (goji berry), 1278 nucleotides. RefSeq names its product pectinesterase inhibitor 7-like. The transcript has a single exon. NCBI's taxonomy places the organism in Eukaryota, Viridiplantae, Streptophyta, Magnoliopsida, Solanales, Solanaceae. The record is from RefSeq and is a predicted model, not a curated record. Gene Ontology annotation, biological process: negative regulation of catalytic activity. Gene Ontology annotation, molecular function: enzyme inhibitor activity. The coding region runs from base 104 to 772 and encodes 222 amino acids.